This is a messenger RNA of Nasonia vitripennis (jewel wasp), 3559 nucleotides long. RefSeq names its product importin subunit alpha-3 (gene Kap-alpha3). Gene Ontology annotation, cellular component: nucleoplasm; nucleus; cytoplasm. The transcript is spliced from 8 exons. NCBI's taxonomy places the organism in Eukaryota, Metazoa, Arthropoda, Insecta, Hymenoptera, Pteromalidae. Bases 1140 to 2705 code for a protein of 521 amino acids. Gene Ontology annotation, biological process: NLS-bearing protein import into nucleus. The record is from RefSeq and is a predicted model, not a curated record. Gene Ontology annotation, molecular function: protein binding; nuclear import signal receptor activity.
UUCAGAGUAAUCAGUAAAGAUCGUUAUAAACACGCUCAGACGGAAUUCUGAGCAUGUUUUCUCUAGCAGACAUAAAGCGGCGGAAAAGUAUAAAGCAGUCGCCUGCCUCAGCCAUCCCGAUAUUGCAAUAAGCGUCCAGAUCGAGAUCGCGCUGCUGUCGGUGUAUUACCGACUCCCACCGUUUACGGCCGCGAGCGGCGAGCUGCUCAUUUGCUCCGAAGAAAUUCGCGCAGCUGUGUGCUCAUGUACGUGGUGCGGCAACGGCAACGUCGUGCCUUCAUGUCGUUCGUAUAUUCUGCGAUCAGGGCCAUAUGCGUCGUAGAGCAGCAGCAGCGGCAGCAGCGGCAGCAGCCUGCAGCAUCAGUCUCGGUCGAAUAGUGCCAGUUGCAGCUUGUCUCUUCUCUCUUCUGGACUAGUUUUCCUCUCGUCAUAUUAUUUGCGCUGCUGCUGCAAACUGCGAAAGAACAAGUGCUGCUGCGCGCGCGCCUGUGGAGUCGUGCGCACAUCCGACUGUCGAGAGCGAGUCACGCCGUGCAAUCUCGUCGCAGCACAUUUUCGCUGUUCCACCGCCGCGUGCUCUAGUCCGGACUCCGGAGUAGCCGAGGCCAGUGCGCAGGAAACACGAGUUAUUUUGCUUUUUAUGCCCGAGCAUACUUGGUGCAUAUCGAGCAAGCCCAGGGCCUAGCACCGCAAAUAUACGUACGGAGAGACGCACGCUCGCACACGGACAUACACACGCGCGAACGACGCAGCUCGGGAGGCGAAGGAGAGAAGAGAGAGGGAGAGGGAGCAAGAGCAAGCAAGACGGAGAUAGAUAAAAGCGAGGCUAAGGCUACACUACAACAUCGCCCGCUCUGGCACACGACGUCGGAGUCGGAAUGCAGCUGGCCAAGUAAAAGGGCGAUUCGAAAUACUUAAACGACGAACCGAGACAAGACGCUUUCCGGCGAAUUUGCGCUGGACCUGAACUCUAGAGAGACGGAGUGUGCACGCCGGCUUAUCGAUCAACCCGAGCGAUUGAGUCGCAACAGCAGCAGCACCACCACCAGUAGCGACUCGGUUGACCGAAGAGGACGAGAGGCUCGUGGUAUAUUUCUCGGAGGAUCGCACUCGUUAGAAUUUCCAUAGCCGGCAUCGCGAUGGAGCCCAUCACGAAAAUGGCACCCGAGAUGGUCAACAAGAAUCGCAUGAUGGUCUUCAAGAACAAAGGCAAGGACCAGGAUGAAAUGAGAAGGAGGCGAAACGAAGUGACAGUGGAGUUAAGAAAAAAUAAAAGAGAAGAGACUCUUCAGAAAAAGAGGAAUGUUCCAGUAACAGACUCUACUGAUGAGGAUGACAUUGACAAGCAAUUGGCAAAGACCAAUUUGCAGGAAUUAGUGUUGAAAGCUGCCAGUACUGAUCCAGUAGAGCAGUUACAAGCUGUGCAGUCUGCGCGAAAGCUGUUGUCCUCUGAUCGCAAUCCACCAAUCGAUCCUCUCAUAGCUAGUGGCAUCCUACCGAUUUUAGUAGGAUGUUUAGAGCAACACGAUAACCCUUCUCUACAGUUUGAAGCUGCAUGGGCACUAACGAACAUUGCAAGUGGGACAUCUGCUCAAACAAAUGCAGUAGUUCAAGCUGGUGCUGUUCCACUGUUCCUCCAUUUGUUGCUUUCAAGUCAACAGAACGUUUGUGAACAAGCAGUUUGGGCAUUAGGUAACAUUAUUGGUGAUGGACCAGCAUUGAGAGACUACGUGAUACAACUUGGAGUUGUACCGCCAUUAUUGACGUUUAUCAAACCAGAUAUACCUCUUACGUUUUUGCGCAAUGUAACGUGGGUAAUCGUUAACUUAUGUAGGAACAAAGAUCCACCCCCACCAGUACAAACGAUCCAGGAAAUCUUACCUGCACUCAAUGUUCUUAUUCAUCACAUGGAUAUUAAUAUCCUUGUUGACACAGUAUGGGCAUUAAGCUAUCUGACGGACGGUGGAAAUGAGCAAAUCCAAAUGGUCAUUGACAGCGGCGUCGUUCCGCGUUUGAUCCCACUCUUGUCACACAAAGAAGUCAAAGUUCAAACGGCAGCCCUCAGAGCCGUAGGUAAUAUUGUGACUGGUACCGAUGAGCAGACGCAAACUGUACUGAACUGUGAUGCCCUGUCUCACUUCCCUAACUUACUGACGCAUCCAAAAGAGAAAAUCUGCAAAGAGGCGGUUUGGUUCCUGUCAAACGUUACAGCUGGUAACCAGCAACAAGUUCAAGCAGUUAUUGACGCAAAGUUAUUACCUCUUAUUAUUCGUAAUUUAUCUAAGGGAGAAUUCCAAACUCAAAAAGAAGCCGCGUGGGCGAUUAGUAAUUUAACGAUAAGUGGUAAUAAAGAACAGGUUGCACGACUAAUCGAGGAAGGAGUUGUCUCGCCUUUCUGCGAUUUACUGUCGUGCAAAGACUCUCAGGUUGUCCAAGUUGUACUGGACGGAAUUCAUAAUAUGCUCAAGUUAGCUGGACCACAAGUUGAAGUCUUGGCCAACAUGAUUGAAGAAUGUGGUGGCUUAGACAAAAUCGAAGCAUUGCAGGGUCACGAAAACGUAGAUAUUUAUAAAUUAGCUUACGAUAUCAUCGAGCAAUACUUUUCAGAUGAGGUUGACGAUGUAAACUUAGUACCGCCAGUUGUAGAAGAAGCCUUCGAAUUUGAUCCGUCGACAAAUAUGCCAAGUGAAGGUUUCAAAUUCUGAGUGAUCCUUUACGUUCCCCACCCGAUUGUGCCGUCCCCCGACAAACUCCAGCCUGGAGCCGUUCUGCUUUCCCUCGACCUAUCCCUUUUCCACCUCUCCUUAUUGCUCCGGUCGACGCGCAGCUAAACGUGAUAUAUGAUGCGCUGGCACUGAACCAAGAAAUUUUAUUAAAACAAUGGGCCCAAAGACAUGCAAAACGCAAAACGAACUGGCCUUUGUGAUGGGCUGUUAUUGAGACUAAAAAAAUGGGGGCUGUUCGACUUUCGACGAUCUGUGCGAGCGAGAAGACCCGAGGAAUAAGUCAACGACGACUCAAAUCGACUGUGUUCUUUUGUUCUUCAUUCUUUUUACGAUAUUUGAUUUAUCAUUUGUAAUGUUUACAUCGUCAAACAAGUCUAAUUAAGAUGCUGAUCAGUUAGAAACGGCGUUGCGUAAAUUAUUUUUUCCGUUUUUUUAACGAGAAAGUUGAUCAUUGUUGGUUAAACAGAACACGCGUGAUUAUUAAAUUUUGUUAUGAUAGAAAGGACGUAUCAAGUAUUUGUUUUAUGAUAAAACAUUAAUCUUUAAGUCUUGUACGGGCCUUUAAGUCUUGGUUCACAAUGUUACAUUUAUAACCCAAUCGUGUAUAUUUUAGGCAUGUUAAAUUUAUAAUAGCGUCGGUUUCUGAGAAGAUUGAGUGAUUACUCUUACUUUAUUAGCGUGUUUAAUAACUACGAGCGUUCUGUAAGAAAAAAAGAGCAGCAACAAGAAUGUAGCGUACAUUAGAUACCGUGGCUGUAACGAUCAAGUUUCUUAUUCUAUCUGAAAUUAACAAUGUAUAUUUUUUCUUCAAAUACAUUGACGAAUCAAAUUUA